Molecule: messenger RNA, 1466 nt
Organism: Mauremys mutica (yellowpond turtle)
Lineage: Eukaryota; Metazoa; Chordata; Testudines; Geoemydidae
Exons: 4
Coding region: 157-1107 (316 amino acids)
Source: RefSeq, a predicted model, not a curated record
GAAGGCUCUGCAGGUGGCCCCAGAGCCUGAGGGAAGCAGCUGCCAUCUUCCCCAGGAGCGGAGCGGCCCCUCUGUCCCCGCUGGUGGGGAAGGAGCUCCCAGCCGGGCCAGGAGGUGGAGGUGCCCAGCCUUCUGGCAGAGGAAACCCGCUCCAAGAUGGCACCUCGGUGGGAGAGGCAGUGGCCAGGCCAAAAUGGAGCUGGGCCAGGAUGUGGCUGGGCAGGCAGGACCCAGCCCAGGAGCAGAACCGGGCAUGGUGGCUCUGGGGCUUGUUGUGUGGGCAGCAACGGCCCCAGGAGCCCUGACCUGAUUUCCACCAGGAGGCAUCGCCCUGCCCGGUCAUUGAGGACCUUCCAGCCUUCCCAGGGCAGGAGGUGGAGGAUCCCUGUCCCAGCAGCAGCAGCUUGGCCCGCACCCCAUGGGACAGCAGCAGUGCCUGGGACUCGGACAGCAGUGAGUCCGAUGGACACUUCUGGUUUGUUCCAGGGACCACCAGGGACUCGGAGGAGGAGGAGGAAUGGGUGGAUGUUGUCACAGUCCUCAAAAACAUCCGAGAGCAGCUCCAGGGCCGAGAAAAGGAUGAGGCCCAGCAGCUCAUGUUCCUGCACGGCAUGCACCCCGCGUGUCUCGCUACACAGCAGAGAGGGCAGGACACACUGGAGCCGCAAGGCAGCUGUGGUGGAGAGGACUGUGCACCAUGACACCUGCCCUGGAGCCAGAGCUGAGCCUCACCUCCUUCGAGCUGCCCUGCAUGCAGUCUUCACCCUGGGCACGGAGAAGGACACCACCCAAGUCCAGGUAGAUCGUGCUAAAUCAUGGAUUGAAGAGCCAGCUGUCAUCCUGCCACGAAUCCUUGCUAAUUGCCUGCAGUGGGAUGUGAAUGAGAGAGGCCAGGAUAUGUGUUUGGGGGUCUCACCAGUGCUUCCCAGAGACCCCUCUUCCCAUCCUGUGGCAGGUGUAGCCCCAGUUUCCCUAAGUCUGACCCAUGGCUCUCCCUUGCUUUGCAGGAUCUGCAUAGGGUCUUGCCAGACCUCCUGGACGCCAUGCUGGGGAACCUGCUGGCAGACUCCCCAGACACCAACAGGCUCCACUACAUCUUGGACAUGAGCCUGAUGAGAGGGGUCGGGGCAAUUUUACCUUAACUCUUAGAUCUAUUUUCCAGUCUGUCCUCCUAGCUGCACCCCCAGUGGGCUGUCCUUGGUCAGGGCAGUCAGUGCAGUGCACUGUCAGGCCCUUCCUCCUUGAAGGACAGAGGAAGGAGCUGGGACUUCAAGCCAGAGCUCUGCCUGGUUCUGUUGAGCACUAGCCAUGGGGCCCCUGGCUGGCUUGGGGAGUGAGAGUCUGAACCCCUCCUGGGAGAUCCAGAAGAUGGUCCUCAGAGAGGAGGGGGGAGGGAUAGCUCAGUGGUUUGAGCAUUGGCCUGCUAAACCAAUUGGCCUGCUAAAGGGUUGUGAGUUCAAUCCUUG